Serendipita indica DSM 11827 is the source of this 2109-nucleotide messenger RNA. NCBI's taxonomy places the organism in Eukaryota, Fungi, Basidiomycota, Agaricomycetes, Sebacinales, Serendipitaceae. The record is from the annotation of a GenBank genome assembly.
AUGGCAUCUGAAAGCUUUGGAUUCCAAGCUGAAAUCUCUCAGCUCCUCGAUCUUAUCAUCAACACGUUCUACUCGAACAAGGAGAUCUUCCUCCGUGAAAUCAUCUCCAACGCCUCGGAUGCGCUCGACAAGAUCCGUUACGCAUCGCUUACCGACCCAGAGGCGCUCAAGACGGAGCCUGAGCUCUACAUCCGCAUCACGCCCGACAAGGAAAACAAGAUGCUCACCAUUCGUGAUACGGGUAUCGGCAUGACAAAGGCUGACCUUGUCAACAACCUCGGCACGAUCGCAAAGUCGGGCACCAAGGCCUUUAUGGAGGCUCUUAGCUCUGGUGCCGAUAUUUCGAUGAUUGGUCAAUUCGGUGUCGGUUUCUACUCGGCAUACCUCGUCGCCGAGCGUGUACAGGUCAUUACCAAGCACAAUGACGACGAGCAGUACAUCUGGGAGUCUGCUGCUGGGGGUACCUUCACUAUCACACCCGAUACCGUCAACCAGCCACUCGGUCGCGGUUCUGAGAUUCGUCUCUUCCUCAAGGAGGACCAGCUCGACUAUCUCGAGGAGAAGAAGAUCAAGGAGAUUGUCAAGAAGCACUCUGAAUUCAUCUCAUACCCCAUCCAGCUCGUCGUGACCAAGGAGGUUGACGUCGAAGUCGAGGAUGAGGAAGAGGCAAAGGAAGAAGAGGAGGGCGAAAAGACCAAGAUUGAAGAGGUCGAGGAUGAGGAGGAGACGAAAGAAAAGGGCAAGAAGACGAAGAAGGUCAAGGAGAAGAAGCAGGAAAACGAGGAACUCAACAAGACCAAGCCCAUCUGGACUCGAAAUCCUCAGGAUAUCACCGCCGAGGAGUACGGCAGCUUCUACAAGAGCCUUACCAACGACUGGGAGGAACAUCUCGCUGUCAAGCACUUCUCCGUCGAAGGUCAGCUCGAGUUCAAGGCCAUCCUGUUCGUUCCCAAGCGCGCUCCAUUCGAUCUCUUUGAGACCAAGAAGAAGAGGAACAACAUCAAGCUCUACGUCCGCCGUGUCUUCAUCAUGGACGAUUGCGAGGAUCUCAUCCCCGAAUAUCUCAACUUUGUCAAGGGUAUCGUCGAUUCUGAGGAUCUUCCUCUCAACAUCUCUCGUGAGACGCUCCAGCAAAACAAGAUUCUCAAGGUCAUCCGCAAGAACAUUGUCAAGAAGUGCAUGGAGCUCUUCUCCGAGAUUGCCGAGGACAAGGACAACUUUAACAAGUUCUACGAGGCAUUUGGCAAGAACCUCAAGCUCGGUAUUCACGAAGACUCGCAGAACCGCAGCAAGCUCGCCGAAUUCCUCCGAUUCUUUAGCACCAAGUCGCUCGAAGAACAAACCUCGCUCAAGGACUAUAUCACCCGUAUGCCAGAGAUCCAAAAGUCGAUCUACUACCUCACAGGCGAAUCGCUCACCUCGAUCAAGAACUCGCCAUUCCUAGAGGUCCUCAAGAAGAAGGGCUUCGAAGUUCUCCUGCUCGUUGACCCCAUCGACGAGUACGCGGUCUCGCAGCUCAAAGAAUUUGAGGGCAAGAAGCUCGUCUCCGUGUCCAAGGAGGGUCUCGAGCUCGAGGAGACUGAGGAAGAAAAGGCAGAGCGCGAGAAGGAGGCCAAGGAGUUUGAGGAUCUCUGCAAGACCGUCAAGGAUGCACUCGGCGACAAGGUAGAGAAGGUCGUCAUCUCCAACCGUAUCUCCGACUCGCCAUGCGUUCUCGUCACUGGCCAGUUUGGCUGGAGCUCCAACAUGGAACGUAUCAUGAAAGCUCAGGCACUCCGUGACUCGUCCAUGUCGUCGUACAUGGCAUCGAAGAAGACACUCGAGCUCAACCCACACAACCCCAUCAUCAAGGAGCUCAAGAAAAAGGUCGCAGAGGACAAGGCAGACAAGUCGGUCCGCGACUUGACCUACCUCUUGUUCGAGACCGCUCUCCUCGUCUCCGGCUUCGUUCUCGAGGAACCGACCGGAUUCGCUAAGCGCAUCCACCGCAUGAUCUCGCUUGGUCUCGACGUCGAUGAGGACGCAGAGCCACAGCCGUCGAAGAUGGAUGAAGACAUGCCACCACUCGAGAGCAAUGCUGGUGCCUCUGCUCUUGAGGAGAUUGACUAG